Messenger RNA from Xyrauchen texanus (razorback sucker), 884 nucleotides. RefSeq names its product protein phosphatase 1 regulatory subunit 17-like. Gene Ontology annotation, molecular function: protein phosphatase inhibitor activity. The record is from RefSeq and is a predicted model, not a curated record. NCBI's taxonomy places the organism in Eukaryota, Metazoa, Chordata, Actinopteri, Cypriniformes, Catostomidae. Bases 67 to 339 code for a protein of 90 amino acids. The transcript is spliced from 4 exons. Gene Ontology annotation, biological process: regulation of phosphatase activity.
UCUGGCCUUCACUCUCACUCUCUCUCGGCAUCACUGAGCUGUUAUCUGAUACCUGAACAGACUGCCAUGUGGAGCAUGUCUACUGAAUGUGUGAGGUCACUCUCAGACAAAGCCGAGCACACAUUCACCAUGCAUGAGCAUCUCUAUGGGCAUGCAGAAAUGGACAAGCAGAAGCACAAUUCUGAAGAACAUCAGCCGGACAAACUGGGACAGAAGAAACCUCGGAGGAAAGAUACUCCUGUACUCAACAGCCAUCCGCUCAUACCAGGUGUGAGACUGAUUAAAACAGAGGCUCAAAUGAUUCACCAAGAGGAUGACGAGAAGGAGAUGAAGAAGUAGAUGUGUUUUUAGGUCUCAAAAGCUUUGGUUUUCAUUUUUUAUUUUGGACUGUUCACUGAGCCUACAUUAAAUAUUGGUUUUGCAGAUACUGUUUUGCGCGGUCAUGUUGUCAUUUUGAGGGUUACACUGUAGAAACACAACUUGCAGUGAAGGGACUUCCUUAUAAUUAAAACAUGAUCAUUGCAACGUAAAUGUAAAUUUAGUGCAUGUAUUUGACAAUCCAUUUAUUAUAUAGACAGCAAAGACAAUUUAGCCUUAAUUAACAUGCAAAACUAUUGAGCCUAAUCCUGGAAGCAGUGCUCUUGAACAGAUGUGUCUGUGUGUGAUAUGUAUGAUAUGAAACUUGUCAAGAACAUGUUCAGGUCAUAUUUGACCCCAAAGUCACAAUAUAUAACAAAUUAUAUUUUACUUAAAGAAAAUAGGAUCUAUGGAACAACAUUUGUUACAUUGUGAUAUUAUUUUCAUGACAGUUAAGCACAUUUAGCCCCUUAAUUCUUAUUACCAUCAUGCAAACAUUAAUACAUGGUAGUAUUGAUUGUACUUUA